This is a messenger RNA of Oppiella nova, 708 nucleotides long. The record is from the annotation of a GenBank genome assembly. NCBI's taxonomy places the organism in Eukaryota, Metazoa, Arthropoda, Arachnida, Sarcoptiformes, Oppiidae.
AUGAUUCACAUUAAGACCGAACCCCCGGAUGGCAUGCCAUGCGAUCAGAUGGUGGUAACCGAUCACACAUUCACUCACAAUAGGGUUAAACACGAGAUUAAGACAGAGGUGUUGUCUAACUGUGCGUUCAGUCCAUACAAUCAUACAUUCAUUGAUGGAGAUUCUCAUCAAAUGAAUGCAAAUAUGAUUCACAUUAAGAGCGAACCCCCGGAUGACAUGCCAUGCGAUCAGAUGGUGGUAACCGAUCAUAGAUUGGCAGAUAUUCUGGUUAAACACGAGUCUAAAACAGAUAUAUAUUCUGAUUGUGCACUCAAUUCAUGCACUCAUCAUAGUGAUCAAAAUGCUCAUCAAAUGAACACAAAUAUGGUUCACAUUAAGACAGAAUUACCGAAUGGGAUGCCAUGCCAUCAGAUGGUGGCAACGGAUCAGCCAUUGCCUGACAUUAGAGUUAAACACGAGAUCGAGAGGCAAAUGAAGAGCGAAUCACCGGAUGUGAAAUUAUGGGAUCAGUUGGUGUUAACGGAUCACACAAUUACAGACACAGGGGUUAAGCACGAGAUUAAGGGCGAGAUUAUCAGUGAAUGUCAACUCUUAACGACCGGGGUUAAGCACGAGAUUAAGGGCGAGAUUAUCAGUGAAUGUCAACUCUUAACGACCGGUGCCUUCAAUUCAACGCUAACCCAAUCCCUGACCAAUAGGUUUAGUUAA